AUGUUGAACAUAUGGUCUAUGAAAAAGAAGCAAAAGGAGGCUGAGAAUGCCGAGGGGCAGGCAGCCGGAGGCAAGCGGAAGAAGGUGACGGCGGCACAGCUGCGAGUACAAAAAGACUUGUCAGAGCUAUCUCUGGGCACGACGAUGAAGACGGAAUUCCCCGACCCGGACAACAUCCUCAACUUUAUCCUGUCGAUCGAGCCGGACGAGGGCAUGUACCGGGGCGGCAGGUUCACGUUCGACUUCGCCAUCAACCAAAACUUCCCGCACGAGCCGCCCAAGGUGCUGUGCAAGGAGAAGAUUUACCACCCCAACAUUGAUCUCGAGGGCAAGGUGUGCCUGAACAUUCUGCGGGAGGACUGGAAGCCCGUGCUGAACUUGAAUGCGGUCAUUGUGGGGUUGCAGUUCUUGUUCUUGGAGCCCAACGCUUCGGAUCCCCUCAACAAAGAGGCUGCUGACGACCUGAGAAGCAAUCGGGAGGGCUUCAAGAGGAAUGUCCGGACGGCGAUGAGUGGAGGCACCGUCAAGGGCACGGCAUACGACCGUGUUCUCAAAUAA
This is a messenger RNA of Trichoderma citrinoviride, 558 nucleotides long. RefSeq lists its product as hypothetical. The record is from RefSeq and is a predicted model, not a curated record. NCBI's taxonomy places the organism in Eukaryota, Fungi, Ascomycota, Sordariomycetes, Hypocreales, Hypocreaceae. The transcript has 4 exons. Bases 1 to 558 code for a protein of 185 amino acids.